GCCGCGGGCGAUGACUGCCAAAGCCGCAAAGGCUACUCACUCGCAGAGGCGGCAGAACGUGGACCCAAUGCCACCGAGCUUGAUGGGCAGCGGGAAGACGGCGAUCUGUCAUGGUGAUGUAUGUGAAACCGGAACUAUGGUGAUGACCACAAGCGGAGUCUCUUCGGCACGACGAGUUGCACCCAUGCCGUCGCCGCGCCCGGUUGCCACUCCCCUGGCCCCCAGCGGCCUCGACGACUCUCUGGUCUCCCCUCAGCACGAGCUCUGGAGGGACGAAGAGGAAUGGAGCGAUUGCCUGUUGAGAGCCUGCUCCACUACCGCAGGGCGAAGCGAUACCUCUAGCACAGGAAGUGCCGGCGCCGGGUAUCGUUUUCCUCCGAUAGUCGCCUUUUCUUCGUGGAGGACGAGAUGGUUGGCGGUCUGCGGACGCAGGCUUAUGGCCGCGCUGAACUUCGCCUGGUCUGCCGCGGUGGUGACGGUGACCUCGUUCUUGGCUUUGCUGGCCGUGGCGAUUUUCUUUUGGGCCCUCUCGCCGGUGCGCACGUCCUGCGUACGAUCUUCGGGCCAGCUAUCGUCUUCGGUGGUGCCGGCUGCUGACGAGCAGGGCACCUCCACCCUGUACAUCAACCAGCUCCAAGUGAUCGGGACGCAUAACUCUUACCACCGACGAACGUUCGUGCCGGCUCUGAGCGAUUACUGGGACUACCAAUACCCGUCGCUGACGGCGCAGCUCGACGCCGGGAUACGGCACCUCGAGCUGGACACCCACUACGAUUGGAAAACCGGAAGGUGGUUCGUGUUUCACCUGUCCAUUUUGGACGCGGUGUCGUCGUGCAACUGCCUGUCGGUGUGCCUGGCGGAGAUCAGGGAGUGGAGCGACACCCACCCGACGCACCACAUCCUCUUCAUCGAGAUAGAGUUCAAGCUCACGGGUGAUUUCCUGCAGCUUUGUGGGGAGAAAACACCGGGCGCUGACCACACCGCUUUCCGGGCGAUGCAGGAGACGGUUAUCGACGAGUUCCCCCUCGACAGAAUCCUCACUCCGCGGGAGGUGCGGGGGGACUACGAGACUCUCGCCGAGGCUGUCACUGCGACCACGUCAGCCUCGGAAUUGUUCGUCCCUACCACCACCUCCUCAGCUUCAGCCGAAAGCAGCGGGAGCGGCGGCGUUGCGAGAGAGGGGACGGCGGGGGGCUGGCCCCUGGUGGACGAGACAAGGGGGAAGGUUCUCUUUAUCAUAGACUACCAGACCACGAACAUUCUGUGCAGGCCCUCUGUCAGAAAGGCGUUACCAAAGGAUGAGACCGUGUUUUUCGAGCGCACGCCGCUGACGGAGAUCGGCCAUUCAGACCUCUUGACGUUCGUGGAGACCAGAAACUCGGGCAUGAUCGACGGCAUGGUCCGGUCGGGCAUUAUCGUCAGGAAUCGCAUCCCCAAUCACGAUUGGGACUCGAGGAGUGAUUCCGAGGAGGACGGAGAUGAGCCUCGCCUCACGUACGUCGUCGAUACUCCUGCCCAGCUAGUGGUUUAUGACGACCUCAGAGUAGUUCAGCACGGCAACGCCCAACAAGAGGAGAAAGACGGCGUGGUCACGCCCCUCCGUUGCAGGUCAAGGUGUAGCGCCAUCGUGCCGGAAGAGCAGUGCGUCCUGGAGGGCUUCUGCUAGAUCUUUUAUAUUGUGGCUCUUCCAUGGAUAUAGGCAAACUUGAGCAACAACACAACAGUUUUCCUUGUGAAGUUUUAUUUUGUGUAUUCGAAGAAGGGGGACAUGAUCGUUUGGCUUGCCUUCGUCGAAGUUUUAUUUGGUGUAUUUGAAGAAGGGGACAUGUUCUCUUGGCGUGCCUUCAUCUACUCCGUUGUCGUACGUCAAGGUACCGGCGGACCAGAAGAUACACCUCUCCGUCCUACUAGAGAGAACUUCAUGUGCGCGUGUGUGUCUUUUUCAAUAUUUCUCGGGUCGCGCUCUUAAGAACUCUGGCAAGUUGGUAUCGGAGUAAGAAAUAGUGGCAUGACGUCGUGCUUACGAAUACCUUCACUCCAUGCGUCGGUGUCCUGUAUUUGGGUUUUGUAGCGGGGAAGGGGGUAUGGGGUAGGGAGGGGAAGAGGAGGAGACUACUUUUGUUGUGGCGCACUCCGUUACAGCGCAAGAGCCAUUUUUAUUCUGAGGCUCUGCCUCAACGUUGUGUUAGCGUCGUUCCCUAUGGAGCAACGGCCAAGAGAGGCGGCGGCGGGCAGGUCAUGCGAACUGGGUAGGUAGUAGGUUUAGGCCCAAGAAACGCAAGUUGCGUAAAGUGCUGCGGCGUGAAAUAGUGUUGGACUUCGGGAUUUUUUUGCCUUGUUUCAUGCUUCGACUACUCCUUUGUCUGAGUCGAUGCCUUCGUUACGUAGGCGUCGGAUGACCUGACAAAGCUACAUUCUUAGUCGUGGCCCCGAGCGUGUUUGUCGUUGUGUUCGGUGGUGUUGACGAGUGAAUACGGUUUAGACGUACAUGUGUUCGUAUCUUGCAAUUCCAGUCAAACGAAGGGAUGUGUGGAAAGCACAUCGCUACGGGUGCGAGUGUCCUGUGCCAUGCCCGCGAGUGUCCUAUUCGUGUGCUGACACAGUUGAGCUAUUUUUCCGUAGAGCCUUGUCUCCGUUGUACUGCUGUAGUCGGGUUAGCGUUGAGAGCAGCCCACCUACCACCCACCCAAUCCACCCCCAAUUUGGUGAGUCGGAAAUAGACCGCCUCCGCUCUUCGUCAUCUGUUGUGGUUUGCAUGGUUCGAGAGCCUCCUGUAAGUUUUGUUCAUAGAUCUCAACAUUCCUCCCUUGUGGAUCGAAGAUGGCCAUAGCGAAUCAAGUAUUGACGUCCUUCUGUGUGAGUGUACAGUGGUACAUACAUGUAUUUUCCUACACUGAAUAUCAGAGUUGGACACGCGGUAGACUUUCUCGUAGCGAGCCCCAUUGUAAAAGGGCCAUGGGGUGUGCACCCCUUUCCCCUGGUGGUGUGUGUGUGAGUGCGCUAUGUAGGGAUUUUAUCGCAAUGGGGCGGCGGAACGUGUCUAGUACGGCAAUGCAUACUGAAACCUCGAUAGCUGGCGUUCAUCAGUUGACUCGAAAGAGGUCAUCGUAUCGCUUAGUUGGACGUACCGGGCGGGAGGCGAAAGGAAGUAGUUAGUGGGCGAUGGCUACUAUAAUGGUCUAUGCACAUGUGCUCGAUCAGUCGAAGCAGAGGCCAGAAACAAGUCCAAGGGGGGGGAGAGGGG
Messenger RNA from Ectocarpus sp. CCAP 1310/34, 3244 nucleotides. Lineage: Eukaryota; Phaeophyceae; Ectocarpales; Ectocarpaceae. The record is from the annotation of a GenBank genome assembly.